Molecule: messenger RNA, 4625 nt
Organism: Onychomys torridus (southern grasshopper mouse)
Lineage: Eukaryota; Metazoa; Chordata; Mammalia; Rodentia; Cricetidae
Gene: Lgi1
Product: leucine rich glioma inactivated 1
Exons: 8
Coding region: 375-2048 (557 amino acids)
Molecular function (GO): protein binding
Source: RefSeq, a predicted model, not a curated record
AUAAUGCCGUCCUAUUUUUGGUAACAAUUAAAGGGCCUCCCGGUGAAAGCAGAAAGCUGUUUAUUUUCUGUUACAUCACUUCGCUUGCCUUCGAAGACUGGUCUGUGCUCACUGUUUUCUGUGAUGUGAGUCGGCUCUCUUCCUCCAGCAGUUGGCUGGCUCCCAUCUCACAGCACCUCACAGGUCUCUUUCCCCCCGAGCAGUGCACUGCCUGAGCGAGGAACAGCUCACGAAGCAGCCUGAGGUCCCUGUUUUGAAAAAGCAGAUACAGAGGCAGAGGAGGGUGGACUCCUGUGUGACCUGUUCAGAACAAGACAAAUCAGCAGCUGAAUUCCAGAAGCCCUGUUCAUGUGUGGGGAUAUUUUCUCGACUACAUGGAAUCAGAAAGAAGCAGAAGGAUGGGAAAUGCCUGCAUCCCCCUGAAAAGAAUUGCCUGUUUCCUAUGCCUCUUUUCCGUGGUUUUGCUGACUGAGGGGAAGAAACCAGCGAAGCCAAAAUGCCCUGCCGUGUGUACUUGUACCAAAGAUAACGCUCUCUGUGAGAAUGCCAGAUCCAUUCCACGCACCGUUCCUCCUGAUGUUAUCUCACUAUCCUUUGUGAGAUCUGGUUUUACUGAAAUCUCAGAAGGGAGUUUUUUAUUCACACCAUCGCUGCAGCUCUUGUUAUUCACAUCGAACUCCUUUGAUGUGAUCAGUGAUGAUGCCUUUAUUGGUCUUCCACAUCUAGAAUAUUUAUUCAUAGAAAACAACAAUAUCAAGUCCAUUUCAAGACAUACUUUCCGGGGACUCAAGUCUUUAAUUCACCUGAGUCUCGCAAACAACAAUCUCCAGACACUCCCAAAAGAUAUUUUCAAAGGCCUGGAUUCUUUAACAAAUGUGGACCUGAGAGGGAACUCAUUUAAUUGUGACUGUAAGUUGAAGUGGCUGGUGGAAUGGCUUGGCCACACCAAUGCGACUGUGGAGGACAUCUACUGUGAAGGCCCCCCGGAGUAUAAGAAACGCAAAAUCAAUAGCCUCGCCCCCAAGGAUUUUGAUUGUAUCAUUACAGAAUUUGCAAAAUCCCAAGAUCUACCUUAUCAGUCACUGUCCAUAGACACGUUUUCUUAUAUGAAUGAUGAAUAUGUAGUCAUUGCUCAGCCUUUUACUGGAAAAUGCAUUUUCCUGGAAUGGGACCAUGUAGAAAAGACCUUCCGGAAUUAUGACAACAUUACAGGCACGUCCACUGUGGUGUGCAAGCCUAUAGUCAUUGAUACUCAGCUCUAUGUCAUUGUGGCCCAGCUCUUUGGUGGUUCUCAUAUCUAUAAGCGAGAUGGUUUUGCAAACAAAUUCAUAAAAAUCCAGGAUAUUGAAGUUCUCAAAAUCCGAAAACCCAAUGACAUCGAAACAUUCAAGAUUGAAAACAACUGGUACUUCGUCGUUGCUGACAGUUCCAAAGCUGGGUUUACCACCAUUUACAAAUGGAAUGGAAACGGAUUCUACUCGCACCAAUCCUUACAUGCCUGGUACAGGGAUACUGAUGUGGAAUACCUAGAAAUAGCCAGAACACCAUUGACCCUCAGAACACCUCAUUUAAUCCUGUCCAGUAGUUCCCAGCGUCCUGUCAUUUACCAGUGGAGCAAAGCAACACAAUUAUUCACUAACCAAACUGACAUUCCCAACAUGGAGGAUGUGUACGCGGUGAAGCACUUCUCUGUAAAAGGUGAUGUGUACAUUUGCUUGACCAGAUUCAUUGGCGACUCCAAAGUCAUGAAGUGGGGUGGCUCCUCCUUCCAGGACAUUCAGAGGAUGCCAUCACGAGGAUCCAUGGUGUUCCAGCCCCUCCAGAUAAAUAAUUACCAAUAUGCAAUUCUUGGAAGCGAUUACUCCUUCACUCAAGUGUAUAACUGGGACGCAGAGAAAGCCAGAUUUGUGAAAUUUCAGGAAUUAAAUGUUCAAGCACCCAGGUCGUUCACACAUGUGUCCAUUAACAAGCGUAAUUUCCUUUUUGCUUCCAGUUUUAAAGGAAACACACAGAUCUACAAACAUGUCAUAGUUGACUUAAGCGCAUGAGACACCAAAUUCCAUGGCUGCCAUCAGAAACUUUCUACAGUAUGUGACCUGGAUGAACUCAAUGCAUGAUGACUCUUCUUAUCACACUUGCAGGUGAAUGCCUUUCAACAUCGAGACUGCUAAAGCCAAGACUACCAGUAUCACCAUCCUUAACUGUCCAAUCCAGUGGUGUGGGAAGUUACCUUUUAUAAGACCAAGUUUCAUUAUGUAACUGUUCUUUGCAGUGAAGAUGUAUAAAUAAGUGUUUAAUGGUAUCUGUUACUCCGAAAAAGAAAUAUUCAUAUGUACUUUUCCAUUUAUUUAUUCACAUGUUCAGAAACAACUGCCAAAUAAAAUGUUUACAUUUUCUUUCAUAUCCCAAAGGUAAUUAUUUACAAGAGCUGUUUGAUUCUUGUUGAUUGUAUGUUGAGGAAAUAGUUUUAUAUAAUAGGAUUAUAUUUGGAUCAAGGAUUUAUGGUAUGAAUAUUGAGUAAAGUUUAAAAAAAUGAAAAUGAUUUCCCAUAAUUUAUAAACAUGUUUAUCUGGGUUCUAUUAGAGGAUUUUGAACACUCGGAAGUCACGACUUUUAGGGACACUUUGAGAUGAAAGAGUAACACUUUUAAAUAAGAGGGAGAGAGUUUACCUAUUAUGUUAAGACUAAUCGGUAAUGAGGAGGAAACUUUUAAAUGAGAGGGAGAGAGUUUACCUAUUAUGUUAAGACUAAUCGGUAAUGAGGAGGAAGGUCAUCCUGUCCCAUCUGAUAGCCUCGGCUGAAAAUACCACUCAGCCAUUUGCUAGAAGAAAUUUCAGAUUUAGAACUGAGUAGCCCCUGAUCUAGGACUUUCUAAAUAUCUAACUCUAGAGUCGCCUGACAGCUGGUAGAUUGUAACUUUAUGUACAGCACUUGCCUCCCACGUGCUGGCUCUGGAGGCCUCUCUCUGAUGAAGAACUUUUUGCUUCUAGACACUGGAUUUGCUGUAACUGACCUGCCACACAGUGCCUACAAGGCUCAUGUUUGAUUUUCUAGAUUCCUGCUUCUGGAUCACUUGAGUCAUUAGUACCUUGUACACUGCCUGUUAUGUACAUAGUAGGCUCUCAAAAGAUGUUUUUCAAAGGCUGGGUAUAUAGUUUCAUGGAGAAGUACUUGUGUGGCAUGUGUAAAGCCCUGGGUUCAAUUCUCAGCACCAGACAAAAAGCACUUUUGAAAACAUGUGUGGCUUCUUCUCUUCUAAUAAACUCUAUAAGCCCCUCUGACCUACCUAGUACUUACUGAGUACUUGUUGAGAAUGUAGUGUGGUUGUGGGAAACUGAUACAGGAGUAGGGUGUGAUGCCUGCCCUCUGUAGUCUUAGAAAAAGAAUUGAAGUGGGCUAAAAGUACAGAAUUAUCUAGAGAUUAAGCAAUGAGUGUGUGAAGCGUCAUCUGAACAGUCUGGAUUUGGAAUAUCAUAGGAAUAGUAAGCGUGACUUUGGGGAUGCUAUGCUCUUUGACUUAAGGGAAGAUGCAAUUUCAAAAGGAGGUUGUGUGGGGAAGAAAUCGCUGGCACAAACUGCUGUGUGUGCUGUCUGUAUGGAGGGCUUUUGAGUUUGCUUACGUUCCCCACUGGGUGGAGGUGGGCAGACAGCAGCUUCCCAGGCCCAGUAUAAGUCUGAUAGACUGAGGCAUCAGGAGUCCCCAUAAUAAUGACACAGUCUCCAAAGAAUCAACACCCUGGGUUGUUGUGCAUAAGGGCCAGAUUUUAUUAUUCAAAUAGAAAAGAUAUUAGGUCUGGCUUCAGGGUUAUAGGGGAGAAAAAGGUUUAACUACUUCUGAUCCUACACCUAGGAGAACUGGCCUUGGAACACCUCUUCCUCUGUUCUGAUAAGCAACAUUAUAUGCUGCUGGAGAAUGCCUGCUUUGUACAGUCUGGGUAGAACUCCAGCUCUGCCAUGCAUAAGCUUUGCAAUAGGCAAGGUACUUAACCCACCUGAGCCCACUUUUUCAUUUGUAAAGAUGGGCAACAAUACCUACUUCCAAGGAGGAGAGAGUUAAAUGAGAAAACACAUGAGCAGCAGAUGGUAUUUCCCAAAUAUAGCCCCUACCACCCCACCCACCUACCAUGCUCUGUGAGACCCGGCCUGAAAUUCAUUAAGAGGUAGGCAUCUAACUUACCUGUUCUUUGUCUGAAUGGUUGAUGACUUGCUUGUAAUUCAUUGACUAUGGUGAAAAUGAUACAAUUUGGCAUCCAUGCUAGGUCAUGAAAACCAUGAACUCAUCCUUGCCUUGUAAAUUGGGACACUUGCUGCUGAGCCCCAAACAGCUGCGUAAGAAGUCUUAUUAACCAGAGGCCAUUGUUCUGUGUUGAAAACCAAACCCCAUGGAGCAAUCACCUCCUGGUGCUUUGGUCAACAGGCCCAGCUGGUGUCACAGCCAACAGCCACCAUCAACCUCCAGUCCUGCGAAGCCUACAACUCCAGAUCCUGCAGUCAAGGAACAACAUGACAUCAGACCUUCUCAUCAGAAGGGCAGCCAUUAGAGAGCAGCAAGCCAUCCACAAUAUCCCUGUCCAAAUUCGUGCCCCAGACUCUAUGAGCAUAAUAAAGUGGUUGUUUUAAACGGA